AUGGCGUCACAACCAUGCCGCAUCAUCGUCGUGGUCGGCGCCACUGGAGCACAAGGCGGUGCCGUCAUUGACACCUUAUUGAACUCACCUCCCUCCGUUCCCAUCCGCAUCCGGGGAUUGACACGCUAUGUAUCCUCACCAGCAUCACAAGCACUCAUAUCUCGUGGAGUCGAGAUGGUAGCAGCCAAGGGCUCCUUGACCGACGACACGAGUGCACUCACUCACGCAUUCAAAGGAGCAUGGGCCAUCUUUGCCGUCACGGACAUUUGGGAGCAAUUCAGCCGUAACCCCUGCGAUGCUUCCGACGCAAGGGAGAAGGAGGAACAGUACGGCUGCAUGCUCGCCACGCAAGCAUCAUACGUCGACACGCUGGAGCACUUCAUCUGGAGCACGGAACCAAAUUCGCAGAGGCUCAGUGGAGGAAAACAUAUCGUGCAGCACUUCGACGGUAAAUCCAAGGUCGACGACCACAUCCGAGCAUGCCACUCGAAAUCUGUGUCCCACAGAUCGAAAUCUCUGUUCCACCUGAUCACGUUCCUCUGGGUGGGGUUCUACGCCAAGAAUCUGCAGCAUCUGCCGAUGUGGAAGCCUUUGUUCAAUAUCGGUACCGAGAGCGGUAAAUACUCUGUAAACGUGCCAGUCGACCCGGAGACUCGAUUCGUGUCACUUGGCUCGUUGAGAAACGUCGGUCUCGCCGUGGCCGCCGUUCUUGCGGGCGAGGGGUCCAAGAGCUUGCGAUGCGAGAUGUGCACAACCUCGAGACAUCAAGCACGGUACAUAGCUGUCAACAAUGGAUUCUUCUCACUCAGAGAAUACUACGAAGCCUGGGCGGCGGUGGUCCUGAAGUCCUCGUGCAACGGGACGGGAAUUGAAACACUCCAUCAGAAUGACGAUGCACACCUCGAACCGGAGGACGCCUCACUUUCCCAAGAGCAGACCGCCCCAGCAAACAUCGAGGUUAGGCAGAUCGAUGCCGCAGAGUACGAGCAGCUGUACGGUGGAUUCGGGAGGGAAAUGCGCACCAUGCUCGAGUUCUGGCGCGAUAUGGGUGAGCAAGGGAGUUGGCGGGUGAGCUAUGCCAAGUCCCUCGACGAUGAGGCCGAGGAGGAUGAUGGCGGUGCGUCUGAUUGUGAUUGUGUGGUCUUAUCGCUGCAGGACGUUCUCGCCGCGAAGGGUCAGCAGGUCUUAGACCUGAAGGAGUCGUUCCGUGAGUUGGCCUGA
Molecule: messenger RNA, 1221 nt
Organism: Exophiala bonariae
Lineage: Eukaryota; Fungi; Ascomycota; Eurotiomycetes; Chaetothyriales; Herpotrichiellaceae
Exons: 2
Coding region: 1-1221 (406 amino acids)
Cellular component (GO): nucleus
Source: RefSeq, a predicted model, not a curated record